AAGCGUGAAAAACACGUGUACAGCAUGACUUCAUAUGAGACAUCAACAGACACUGCAAACAAAUGCAUAAUUUCUACUCCAGGACAGAGAAUAUGUCUUGCUGAAGACAAAUACAUCGGAGGAAGUGGGACCUACACUAGGCAAGGCUAUAUAAUGUCUUGUUUGGCAGGUGUUGUCAAAAUAACUUCACAACCUGAUAAAAGAAUCCUUGUAGAAGUCAGAAGUGGCAAAGAACAAACAGUUGUUCCAUCAGCUGGUGACAUUGUGACAGCAAGAAUAACACAGAUCAAUCCACGCUGGGCCAGGUGUGCAAUUUUGUGUGUCAAGGAUAUUGUUUUAGCAGAGCCUUUUAGAGGACAGCUGAGAAAAGAAGAUGUUCGCGCUACCGAAAAGGAUAGGGUUGAGAUGUACAAGUGUUUCCGGCCUAACGACAUCAUCCUAGCCAGAGUGCUUUCAUUAGGUGAUGCCCAUUCUUAUGUCCUAUCCACAGCAGAAAAUGAAUUAGGUGUUGUCAUAGCUUACAGUGAAGAAGGGACACCGAUGAUUCCGGUUGGAUGGCAAGAAAUGCAAUGCCCGAAAACAUACGUCAAAGAAAUGCGCAAAGUUGCUAAAGUUUCUCCUGAAGUAGUUUCAAACGAAAAUAUUAAAGAAGCAACGAAUUGAUAGCUUGCUCAAUACACGAGAGUUGGCAACAGA
Molecule: messenger RNA, 696 nt
Organism: Daphnia carinata
Lineage: Eukaryota; Metazoa; Arthropoda; Branchiopoda; Diplostraca; Daphniidae
Gene: Csl4
Product: exosome complex component CSL4-like
Exons: 6
Coding region: 25-663 (212 amino acids)
Biological process (GO): RNA processing
Cellular component (GO): nuclear exosome (RNase complex); cytoplasm
Molecular function (GO): RNA binding
Source: RefSeq, a predicted model, not a curated record